Molecule: messenger RNA, 1599 nt
Organism: Penicillium coprophilum
Lineage: Eukaryota; Fungi; Ascomycota; Eurotiomycetes; Eurotiales; Aspergillaceae
Product: putative sugar transporter
Exons: 7
Coding region: 1-1599 (532 amino acids)
Biological process (GO): transmembrane transport
Molecular function (GO): transmembrane transporter activity
Source: RefSeq, a predicted model, not a curated record
AUGGACGAAAUUCAAGUCGAAAAGAAGCAAAUCCAGCUAGCCGGGGCGAACACCCCGGACUAUGAUGUUGCUAAAUUGACUACUAUUGAUGAUUACGAGGUUGAUGAUUUCUACGGAUCCUCCACCACCAAGGCAUACCGCCUGAAGUCCGAGUUAGUUGGAAAAUGUAUGGAGGAAAUUGGGAUGGGCGGGUUUCAAUGGAGACUUUUCGUGGUCACCGGUUUUGGAUGGAUGGUCGAUAAUUUUGCAUCCCAAGGCAUCGGAAGUGUCCAGCCUCCUAUUAAGCAAGAAUUCUCCGGUAUCAUCCAAGUGAGCUACAGCUCGGUUGCGUAUUAUGUUGGACUGAUUCUUGGUGCUUCGUUUUGGGGUUUGUCGAGUGAUCUGAUUGGACGCAAGCCAGCAUUCAACUCUACGCUACUCAUCGCUGGUGUCUUCCUGUGUGCUGCUGCUGGGUCGAUGAAUUUCCUCGCCUUUAGCGCACUUUGGGCUGUUAUUGGAACCGCUGCUGGUGGAAACGUGCCUGUUGAUUCCAUGAUAUUCUUAGAAUUUGUCCCAGGAAGUCAUCAGUAUCUCCUCACUGCUCUCUCGGCAUGGUGGAAUUUGAGCCAGCUGGUUGUGUCUUUGAUAUCUUGGGUAUUCUUAGCCAACUUCAGUUGUCCAACCAAUGCUACUCCAGAGACAUGCUCUAGAAGACAGAAUAUGGGAUGGAGAUACACACUCAUCACUCUUGGUGGUCUCUCCCUCGCAUUUACCUUCAUUCGCAUUGUUAUUUUCAAACUUCCCGAGACCCCCAGAUAUCUCCUCUCCAAGGGAAGAGACCAGGACGCUGUAAAUGCCGUCAAUUAUGUUGCCAAACAAAAUGGCAAGCCGGAGCCCCUGACGCUUGAGAUGCUUCAAGAAAUAGAUGCUAGGUUCGGAAAUGGUACCAACAAAGAGGGGGAGUCGAAUAAAAUGUCAACGAAGGAAAUCGUGAAAGAGAAUAUGCAGGCUUUUCGAGGCGAGCACUACCGUGCACUGUUCGCUACCCGAAGGCUUGGAAGACAGACACUCAUCAUCUGGGCCAUAUGGUUAACAGUCGGAAUUGCAUACCCGCUCUUUUUCGCUUUCUUGCCGUCCUACCUGGCAACUAAAUUUACAGAGACAUCUUCUCUCUCCCUGACAUAUCGAAACUACUGUAUCACCUCAGCUGUCGGAAUAGUCGGACCACUAUCUGCCGCAGUAUCUGUAAACACGCGCAUGGGCAGAAGAUGGAUGAUGGCAAUUUCAGCCGCUGUCACAGGCAUAUUCCUGUUCGCAUAUGUUGGCGUCAACAGUCCAUCCGCCGACUUGGCAUUUUCUUGCAUUACCAGUCUUCUAGGCAACUUCGAAUACGCUAUCAUGUACGCGUUCACUCCGGAAUCCUUUCCAGCUCCUCAUCGUGGCACAGGUUCUGGAACAGCAGCCGCGCUCCUUCGAUUGGGAGGGCUCGUUGCUAGUCUUAUCUCAUCCCAGACUGGUUUUACGACAGCGCCAAUCUAUGCUAGUGCGGCAUUGUGGAUUGUUGUCGGUAUCUUGUGUCUGGGAUUGCCUUUCGAGACACAUGGACAUGAUGCGCUAUAA